AGGGUCGUUCCUCAGAAGUUUAUGAUGGUCUGCUGACCGGAUGGAAAAACUUUCUCCCUGAGUUUUUCUCUCUCUGUCUGACUGUGCAACCGGAGUCUGAUUUCUUGGCUCGUUUUAUUUGCGUUCAGACGCUUUAUUUUGCGCCGACGCGUUCUAGAGCGCGCAGUAAGCUUGUGAUGAAGUGAUCGGUGGCGCGUCUCUGGAGUCUGUAGUGAAGCGGAGACAGUCAUGGGGAACCGCGGGAUGGAGGAGCUGAUCCCCCUCAUUAAUAAACUGCAGGACGCCUUCAGCUCCAUCGGUCAGAGCUGUCACCUGGAGCUGCCGCAGAUCGCGGUGGUGGGCGGCCAGAGCGCCGGGAAGAGCUCGGUGCUGGAGAACUUCGUGGGCAGGGACUUUCUGCCGAGAGGAUCGGGCAUCGUCACCCGCAGGCCUCUGAUUCUCCAGCUAGUCAACAGUAAAGCAGAAUAUGCGGAGUUCCUGCACUGUAAGGGCCGUAAGUUUGUGGACUUUGACGAGGUUCGUCUGGAGAUCGAGGCCGAGACGGACCGACUCACCGGAUCUAAUAAGGGGAUCUCUCCGGUGCCCAUCAACCUGCGCGUUUACUCGCCCAACGUGUUGAACCUGACGCUGAUCGAUCUGCCCGGCAUGACGAAGGUGGCGGUGGGGGACCAGCCGGUGGACAUCGAGUACCAGAUCCGAGACAUGCUGCUGCAGUUCAUCUCCAAAGAGAGCUGCCUGAUCCUGGCUGUCACGCCGGCCAACACUGACCUCGCCAACUCCGACGCGCUGAAGAUCAGCAAAGAGAUGGACCCUCAGGGUCUGCGCACCAUCGGUGUGAUCACCAAACUGGACCUGAUGGACGAAGGAACCGACGCCAGAGACAUCCUGGAGAACAAGCUGCUUCCUCUGCGCAGAGGUUAUAUCGGUGUGGUGAACCGCAGUCAGAAGGACAUUGACGGCAGGAAGGACAUCAAAGCUGCACUCGCUGCUGAGAGGAAGUUCUUUCUGUCACAUCCUGCAUACAGACACAUGGCUGAGAGAAUGGGCACACCGUACCUGCAGAAAACACUCAACCAGCAACUGACGAAUCACAUCCGUGACACGCUGCCGGCGCUGCGCAGCAAACUCCAGUCUCAGCUGCUGUCGCUGGAGAAGGAGGUGGACGAGUACAAGAACUUCAAACCGGACGAUCCAGCCCGCAAAACCAAAGCCCUGCUGCAGAUGGUGCAGCAGUUCGGCGUGGACUUCGAGAAGCGGAUCGAGGGCUCCGGCGAUCAGGUGGACACUCUUGAGCUCUCCGGCGGCGCGCGGAUCAACCGCAUCUUCCACGAGCGCUUCCCGUUCGAGCUCGUUAAGAUGGAGUUUGAUGAGAAGGAGCUGAGGAGGGAGAUCAGUUACGCCAUCAAGAACAUUCAUGGAGUCAGGACGGGGCUCUUCACCCCUGACCUGGCCUUUGAGGCCAUUGUGAAAAAGCAGAUAGUUAAACUGAAGGAGCCGUGCCUCAAGUGUGUGGAUCUGGUGGUGUCUGAACUCGCCACACUCAUCCACAAGUGCACAGAGAAGUUGAACUCGUAUCCUCUGCUGAGAGAAGAGACGGAGAGAAUCGUCACCACCUACAUCAGAGAGAGAGAAAGCAAAACUAAAGACCAGGUGAUGCUGCUGAUCGACAUCGAGCUCUCCUACAUCAACACAAACCACGAGGACUUCAUCGGCUUCGCCAACGCGCAGCAGCGGAGCGCCGCCGUCAGUAAGAAGAGGGCCAUGCCCAACCAGGUGAUCAGACGCGGUUGGCUCACCAUCAACAUCAGCAUAAUGAAGGGCGGAUCCAAGGACUACUGGUUCAUCCUGACCGCGGAGUCUCUGUCCUGGUACAAGGAUGAGGAGGAGAAAGAGAAGAAGUUCAUGCUGCCUCUGGAUAACCUGAAGCUCAGAGACGCUGAGAAAGGCUUCAUGUCCACCAAACCCACCUUCGCCAUCUUCAACACCGAGCAGAGGAACGUGUACAAAGACCUGCGGCAGAUCGAGCUGGCCUGCGACUCUCAGGAGGAAGUGGACAGCUGGAAAGCCUCCUUCCUGCGUGCGGGAGUCUAUCCCGAGAAAGACCAGCCGGAGAACGAGGAGGGCGUUCCGGCCGACUCCCUCUCCAUGGACCCUCAGCUGGAGCGGCAGGUGGAGACCAUCCGGAACCUGGUGGACUCCUACAUCGGCAUCGUCAACAAGAGCAUCCGAGACCUGAUGCCCAAGACCAUCAUGCACCUGAUGAUCAACAGCGCGAAGGAGUUCAUCUACUCGGAGCUGCUGGCGUAUCUGUACUCGUCAGGUGAUCAGAGCAGUCUGAUGGAGGAGUCGGCCGAGCAGGCGCAGCGGCGUGACGAGAUGCUCCGCAUGUAUCACGCACUCAAAGAGGCGCUGCACAUCAUCGGAGACAUCAGCACCAGCACCGUAUCUGUACCUCCACCUCCACCUGUGGACGACACCUGGAUCCACACCGACCCCAGUCCUCCUUCGCAGCGUAAACCAUCCUCAGGCACGGCUCCGCCCCCUGGCCGCCCCCCUGCAGUGCGAGGCCCCACCCCCGGCCCUCCGGCCCCGCCUCCUCUUAACCCCUCCCCUGCGUUCGGAGCUCCGCCUGUUCCAUCCAGGCCCGGCCCUCCUCCAGUCAGCGCUAAUGCGUUUGGGAGUGGCUCGCUGGAGGCUCCGCCCCCUCAGGUGCCGUCUCGCCCCGCCCGUGUGCCGCCCGCUCUGCCGCCCGGCAUACCCAGCAGGAGGCCUCCAGCCGCUCCGAACAGACCCACUAUAAUCAGACCGUCAGAGCCGUCUCUGCUGGACUGAAGAGGAUCCGGACCAGAGGAGCUUUAGCACAGAGAACGCCAAAGAAAACUACAACACACACACACACACACGCGUGUCAUAGUUCAAAAAAGGGCUACUCAUCGUUUCAUUGGCGCAUGAUAUUUGAUACUCUUCCGUGCUUUUUUUUUUCCCAAGUAGUAGUACUAAUAAGACAUUUAUGAUUGAGUUAAUGCAUACGUGGAAACUCUUACUUAUGUUUUCCAGAAACGAUGAUUCCAGGGGAUUUGUUGGGAGGUAAAUGUGUGAUACAGGCGUCAUAUAGUGAAGCACAGGUCUGUUCAUUUCACACACGUGUCAUUAACACAGAAUCAUGUUUACAGGUUUCAGACAUCGACUGACCGCACUAAAGAAACACUUUAUUAACAUUCCCGAUGAAGACAUCAUUAACAUCAUUUCUGGACACUAUUUUGAACUUUUUAUAGUUUAAACCUCGUCUUAAUACAUACACAGAAUACUGUGUUCAUUAACACAAUGUAUUAUGAUACUAUUAAAUCCGCUUCUCAGUGUUUUGCCUUAAACCGUUUUAUGAAGUAAUUGUAGAUGUGAGAGAAGUCUUGUUCAGCUUCGCUCCUCCAGUACAUUGAUUUGGUUUAUAGACGUUUAGAUCAUUUUAGCUCGUUAGGGAAGUGACUUUAUAUCGUUUAUGUCUAACAUGAGAUCUUCCUUUCAUCUGCUCAUCGCUCUUUCAUUUAUCGUCUCUGUCGCUUGUUUGAUGUUUUUCAUGACAUUUCGCAAGGACUGCGAACAAAAGCAUGCUUAACCAAAAUGUAAUGAUUAUUAUUACCAAUAAAAGCCCAAUUUGUUCAGCUAAA
Molecule: messenger RNA, 3665 nt
Organism: Cyprinus carpio (common carp)
Lineage: Eukaryota; Metazoa; Chordata; Actinopteri; Cypriniformes; Cyprinidae
Product: dynamin-2
Cellular component (GO): membrane; microtubule; cytoplasm
Molecular function (GO): GTP binding; microtubule binding; GTPase activity
Source: RefSeq, a predicted model, not a curated record